This is a messenger RNA of Saccoglossus kowalevskii, 1763 nucleotides long. RefSeq names its product retinol dehydrogenase 13-like. The record is from RefSeq and is a predicted model, not a curated record. Lineage: Eukaryota; Metazoa; Hemichordata; Enteropneusta; Harrimaniidae.
UGCUGUAGGGUCAGCGUUUCAUUCAGACUUGGUCGUUGGCGGGUCGACUUGAAAUUGUAUCUUGUGUAACUGCUGCGUUGUAUUAAAGCGUCCCACUUAAGUGCUCUGACGACAUGACAGCUGCGUUACCUGUUGGUGUUGGUGUUGGCGCCAUCGGUGCUGUAUAUUUGUUGAGGCAGUAUUUCAAGGGUGGAGUGUGUAAGAGCAACGCAAGACUGGAUGACAAAACAGUCCUGAUAACUGGCGCUAAUACCGGUAUUGGAAAGGAGACUGCUCGAGACAUGGCAAGAAGAGGUGCACGUGUAAUCAUGGCAUGCAGAGAUCUGGACAAGGCUAACAAAGCCGCUGAUGAAAUAAAGCAAGAGACCGGUAAUGAAAAUAUAGUCGUAAAGAAGCUAGACUUAGCGUCCCUGAAGUCAGUUAGGGACCUCGCAGCUGAUAUCAACAAAGAGGAAUCACAGUUGAACAUCCUGAUAAACAAUGCGGGUCUGAUGUGGUGUCCACGUAUGGAAACCGAAGAUGGAUUUGAGAUGCAUAUCGGAGUUAAUCACCUGGGACAUUUCUUAUUAACCAAUUUACUGCUGGACCUAAUAAAGAAAUCAUCCCCGAGUCGGAUCGUCACCGUGUCCUCAAUGGGACACACUUUUGCCAAGGAAAUUAAUUUUGAUGAUAUCAACGCCGAAAAAAGUUACAAUAGAAUAAACGCCUACUCUCAAAGUAAACUGGCAAAUAUAUUGUUCACGAGAGAACUGAGCAAAAAAUUACAAGGAACAAAAGUAACUGUUUAUUCACUGCAUCCUGGCGCAGUACGAACAGAGCUGGACAGAUAUAUACCUGCGUAUUUUAGAUACGCAAUGUAUUUUCUGUUAUAUCCUAUAUUAGCCCUGACAUUGAAGUCGUCAAAAGAUGGAGCACAAACUUCUAUUCAAUGUGCUGUUGCGGAAGAACUCAAAGAUGUCUCUGGAUUGUAUUUCAGUGACUGUGUUCCCAAGCAGCCAACCCCUGCAGCACAGGAUGAUGAAGCUGCGAGGAAACUAUGGGAAGUUAGUGUAAAGAUGGUUGGUUUAGAAGAAUAGGUUUUUGCAAGAUCUGUAACAAUCAUACUCGAUUUAUGGAUGUCGGCUUGUAAACGAUGUACAUUUAAUAUAGAGAAUUAUUCCAUACAGUAGAGAGGGAAAUAUUUACUGGGUUACAUUUUAACGGAUUUAAUGUUGCAGGGAUAUUCACUGGGUUUUAAAUCACUGGUUUGUGAAGGAAACAAUACAUUCUGUUGUUAAAUUUGCAUAUUCACUGCGUUUUAAUUUGGAGCACUUGGCUGUUAACUAAUAAGCGAAAAUUAAACCCAGUGAAAAAUUAAGUCAUAUACAGUAUAUCAAUACAUGCAUUGCGCAUCCUACUGUAAAUGCAUUAAUUAUUCACUGGGCUUUAAUUUCACUAUUUUCGCUGAUAAGUAAAAUCCGCUAAUUUAAAUUAAAUCUAGGUAAACAUGUAAAAUAACAAUAAAACUCAUUGUUUCCUUGACAAAUUCUUGAAACUAAAACGCACGACAAAAAUAGUUUUACAGUAUUUUAGCAUGUGUGAUUUGAAGAUAAAUGCAAUUCUAUGAAAAAACUAUUCAAGUAAUGAUUUGGUAGAUAUUAUAGUAUAAUUAUUCAACAGCAAUACUCAUGUUCUAGCUUUAAUCACUUGCCCAUGUUAAAAGGUUUUUAAUGUAUAUUCGAUUUCAAAAAUAUAAUAUGUAAUAAAUUUUAUAUAAAUUUAAA